AUGCGCUCUCCCCUCUUCAAGAUCGUUAAGAGAUCCUCGAUGCUCGAUGAUGCUCCAUGGACCUGGGGUGGACACUGGUGUGACGGCAUGCCCUCCUUCUUCCAGGGCAUGCCCAGCGGCGUCUACGACAACAUCUACGACGACCUCGAUGACUCACCAGUGACCUACCACAUCACUGAGCCUGUCGACCCCACCGAGUACCAGAACGAGUGGCUCGGAGAUGUCAUCAACAUCUAUUAA
This is a messenger RNA of Guillardia theta CCMP2712, 240 nucleotides long. RefSeq lists its product as hypothetical. The record is from RefSeq and is a predicted model, not a curated record. The transcript is spliced from 2 exons. Lineage: Eukaryota; Cryptophyceae; Pyrenomonadales; Geminigeraceae. Bases 1 to 240 code for a protein of 79 amino acids.